Messenger RNA from Hypomesus transpacificus, 2809 nucleotides. RefSeq names its product 5-methyltetrahydrofolate-homocysteine methyltransferase reductase (gene mtrr). The record is from RefSeq and is a predicted model, not a curated record. Gene Ontology annotation, cellular component: cytosol. Lineage: Eukaryota; Metazoa; Chordata; Actinopteri; Osmeriformes; Osmeridae. Gene Ontology annotation, molecular function: FMN binding; flavin adenine dinucleotide binding; [methionine synthase] reductase (NADPH) activity. The coding region runs from base 18 to 2246 and encodes 742 amino acids. The transcript is spliced from 16 exons. Gene Ontology annotation, biological process: homocysteine metabolic process.
AUGUCCGGAUAGUUUACAUGGUCGGGAAAGUGUGCGAAAGUGUGCUCUGUAAUGUUGCAAAUACUUUUCUUUUGGAAUUUUACUUAUGUCUCAGACUUUAUAGAAUGCCUUGUGAAGUAAAUCGCCGUUUCUUGGUGCUGUACGGAUCGCAGCGCGGUCAAGCCCAGUCCAUAGCGGAAGGAAUAGCCGACGAGGCAGGGGAACAAGGACUCGUCGCUGACAUCUUCUGCUUAAGCCAACAGGAUAAAUAUAACCUGGAAAGGCAAAGAGAUCCUGUUGUCUUUGUUGUAUCAACGACUGGGGAUGGGGAGCCACCAGACACAACCCUGAAAUUUGUAAAGAAUAUCAAGAAGAAAACACUGGCUGCCGACCACUAUGCACACCUCCACUAUGCACUCUUAGGUCUAGGUGAUACAAAUUAUGCAAAUUUCUGCAACUGUGGGAAGACCAUUGACAAGCGCCUUCAAGAACUUGGAGGAAAACAUUUCUAUGCCACGGGGCAUGCAGACGACGGAGUAGGGCUGGAGUUAGUGGUGGACCCCUGGUUAGAGGGACUGUGGGACGCUAUUAAAGGAGCUUACUCAAAGAUGGCUUCCCUGCCUACAGAGAGCAGUGGCUCUCUUAGAGACUCCCAGACCCCAGACCUGAGAGACUCCAUCAACAAACCCUCAGAUUCUUCAACAGCGAGUGUCAAACUGAGCCUUCUGAGUCUUAGCAACGCUAAGGCCCAAAGCUCAGACUUACCCGGAGCAGUCUCAGAGCAGAGCGUCACCCAAGCAGAAUCCUCAUCUCUGUCAGAGAUACAGAGUGGAGAUGCUGUAGCUCCCCCUGCUGUUGUAGAGGCCUCCCUGACCUGCUCCCUGCCUCCGCUCUCUGAGACCUCCCUCAAUGUCCCAGCACUGCCCCCUCCCUACCUGGAGGUCAAGCUCCAGGAAGCCACCACAGAAGAAGAAGCCAGCUCUCCGCUCAGCAAAGAGACCGUACACGAGGUGCCCAUCUCCAGUGCGGUCCGACUGACCAGUGAUGACUCAGUCAAAACUGCUCUUCUGCUAGAGCUGGACAUCUCGCACCACCCGAUGGCCUACCAGCCAGGGGACUCAUUUGACGUGCUCUGCCCAAAUCGAGACUCCGAGGUGGAGGAGCUGCUCCAGAGACUGGGCCUGCAGGACCGGCGGAGCUGUCAGGUCCAGCUCUCACUGCGCAAGGACACCAAGAAGAAAGCUGCCCAGCUCCCUUCCUACAUCCCUGAAAACUCCACCCUGCUUUAUCUGUUCACCUGGUGCAUGGAGAUCAGAAGUGUCCCCAAGAAGGCGUUCCUCAGAGCUUUGGUGGAGUGCACAGCUGACAGUGGACAAAAGAGGAGGCUACAGGAGCUGUGCAGCAAACAGGGCUCUGCUGACUACAACCUGUAUGUCAGAGACUCCAACCUCGGCUUAUUGGACUUGCUUGCUGUAUUUCCCUCCUGCUCACCUCCUCUCAGCCUACUCAUAGAACAAGUACCCAAACUGCAGCCGAGGCCCUACUCUGUCGCCAGUUCCAGCCUCCGGCACCCUGGGAAGCUGCACUUUGUCUUCAACGUGGUGGAGUUCCCCGCAUGCUCCUGGUGGCCUGCAGGCAGGCGAGGCCUGUGCACAGGUUGGCUGUACGACCUGGUCGACCCCAUGCUGGUGCACCAUGGGAAAGCUGACUCCUCGAGUGUCCUGGAGGCCCCUAAGGUCCGUGUGAGUCUGCGGCCCAAUGUCUCCUUCCGCCCGCCCUCUGACCCCUCAGCCCCCCUCGUCAUGGUGGGCCCUGGCACAGGCCUCGCCCCUUUCAUCGGCUUCCUUCAGCAAAGAGAGAAGGAGAGGGGGGAACAUCCUGAGGUCGUGUUUGGCGAGACCUGGCUGUUCUAUGGCUGCCGUCACAGAGACAAAGAUUUCCUGUUUAGGGAGGAACUGCAGGGGUUUGUGGGUAACGGCUCCCUGACCCAUCUAAAGGUGUGCUUCUCGAGGGACAGCCAGGACCAGGCAGGGCCCAGAUACGUCCAGCACAACCUGCUGCUGCAUGCCAAGGACAUCUGCAACAUACUCCUUCAACAAAAUGGCCGCCUAUAUGUCUGCGGGGAUGCUAAGAACAUGGCUAAAGAUGUCAACGACACCCUGAUAGACUUGGUUGCAGCAGAGCUGCACCUGGAUAAGCUGGAGGCCAUGAAGAGGCUGGCCUCCCUGCGGGAGGAGAAACGCUACCUCCAGGACAUAUGGAGCUGAGGAGGCACCAGUUGAGGACGUGUCCCAAUAGUCUAGACCAGCUGCCUCCUCGUGUCUCCUCUCCUCCUUGCAGGAGACGAGGAGUAGUUAGGUGGAAGCACUGAGAUGGACUCCUAUGGGGGGGAUUGGCUUUUACUUGUUUUGUCUUCACAGCUACAUGCUAAUGGUUGACCACACAGAUCAAGUUAUGUUCCUCCUCCCUCAUACAAGCUGCCCACACAUUUUGAUCAGGUGUUUUAUUAUGGAUGUAUGCAAGGCUAAAGUACUGCCAGCUACACACACAUACCUCUGUUUAUCUUGACAUUCUCAUUGCAUACCAACCAUGGGAUCAGUAGUUUUAAAAAGUAGGGAGACGGAGCCAAGCGGAACUCUCAUGUUGACUCAUCGUAUCCUGCAGGAAAGGGCAAUAGGAUGCACAGCAUGCUGCCUACACACAUUGUACUGGAGGCUAACACAGCUGAAGAGAAGACAGGAGUUAGUCAGGCUGUUCAUUUUUCGGUACGCGCGAAACCCACGUGAAAUUGUGCCUUGUAUUAUGAGAUGAGAAGUCUUGCAGAUUUUAA